CGGUGUCCGCUCUGCCCCUGCACCGCUGGGGCGCAGCUCGCCGCCGGCUGUCGGGGCGCGGAAGGAGGUAGGGGCCGCCGCACCCCCGGGGCAGCCCGGCGGCCGCACCAAGGUUUAGCUUCUGCACGGCUCAGGGGCUGCGAAGGUAUUCCAGCAGCUGCAGAUCUUUUAUUCCUACAAGUUAUGUCAACAACUACAUUAAUUAAUUUGGUACGGAAUGGAGGGUAUCAAGUAAGAAGGAGAGCUGUGCUGACAUCCCGCCUCUUGCAAGACGAGAAGCGUCCAACAACUGCCUGCUACAGCUCCACCUCUGAGCAUCGUGCUUCCCGCUUCGAUUCAGAUGGGAGCGGGCGACCUACCACAUGGGAUACCUUUGGCAUCUGGGACAAUCGCAUUGAUGAACCUAUUCUCCUCCCACCAAGCAUAAAGUAUGGGAAACCAAUUCCAAAAGUAAGCCUGGCCAAUGUGGGUUGCAGUAGCCAUAUUGGGAAACGCAAGGAAAAUGAAGACCGGUUUCAUUAUGCCGAGCUGACAAAGGAUGUCCUGUACUUUGCAGUAUAUGAUGGACAUGGUGGGGCAGCAGCAGCUGAUUUCUGUGAUAAGUACAUGGAAAAAUAUAUGAAAGAAUUUCUUGCCGAGGAGGAGAACUUGGAAAAUGUUCUGAACAAAGCUUUUCUAGAAAUAAACAAAGCAUAUGAAAGGCAUGCUCAUCUGUCUCCUGACGCAACUCUGAUGAACUCUGGGACCACUGCAACAGUGGCUCUGCUCCGGGAUGGUAUUGAGCUAGUUGUGGCAAGUGUGGGAGACAGUCGUGCUUUGCUGUGUCGAAAGGGGAAGGCCAUGAAACUCACCACUGACCAUACUCCAGAAAGAAAAGAAGAGAAGGAAAGGAUUAGGAAGUGUGGUGGCUUCAUUACCUGGAACAGCGUGGGACAACCUCAUGUGAAUGGUAGACUUGCAAUGACACGGAGCAUAGGAGAUUUGGAUCUUAAAAACAGUGGUGUGAUAGCCCAGCCAGAAACAAAAAGGGUUCAGUUGCAGCAUGCCGAUGACAGCUUCCUGGUCCUCACUACAGAUGGUAUUAACUUCAUGGUGAACAGUCAGGAGAUCUGUGACUUCAUUAGCCAGUGCCAUGAUCCCACUGAAGCUGCCCACGUUGUUACUGAGCAGGCAAUACAGUUUGGCACUGAAGACAACAGCACAGUUGUCAUAGUGCCGUUUGGAGCGUGGGGGAAGUACAAAAAUGGUGAGAUCAACUUUUCCUUCAGCCGCAGUUUUGCUUCCAGCGGGAGGUGGGCAUGAAGACCUGCCACAGCUAUCUUUUCCUGCCAUUAAUUUGGGCACAGUGUGCUACAGGAGAAAACACCCAUCUGUUCAUAGGCUGACUCAGCGUCUUGUCCAUCUCUUCUGCUUUCAGUGCUAUAGAAGAUGCUACUGUUUUGAUGGUGCGUAAUGACCCAUUGUUGCUUAUGGGUGAUCACAUUUUGCUGCGGUUAUUUAUUCCAGUUGGCAUUGAGGCAGCUAUUUCUUUGGGUCUGUAGUCCCAGUAGCUCUGCACAUCACUUUGUUUGCAUAGAUGAGGCUCUGGGCUUUCACCUAAGGCUGAAGGUGCACAAUUGUUUCAUACCUACUUGUACUACCCAGGACCCUACGUUAUCAUGUAGCUGUGUAUGCCUGAGUCUGAGCCACAUGCUGGCUUCUUUGUACAUUAAUACUUGGGGGAACAAACGCACAAUGUUCUUAGAUAGACAAAAAUCAGGUUUGUUGUCUUCCUCUGUUGUGCAGCCACUCAAAACUCCCCUGUACUUCAGAAGUGGGUGAAAAAUAAGGGAGAGAUGUUUAGGUUCUGAUGCCAGUGGCAUUUGGUGUAGCUGAACUUUCUGAGUGCUGCUUUGCAGGGCUUUAUUACUCUCGUCAUCAUCAUCCACGAUCCUCUGGCUCCAAGGAGACGGAGCAGGCUGGAGUCACAUGCUGUUGCACAGAUGGGAACGUUUCUUCAUUGGGUCCAAAGCCUGUAUGGUCUCUGUGGACCACACAGCAGCCCCUUGCACUGUCUUCUCUUUGGUGUGCCAGCGCUUGACAGGAGCACAGAGGAGGGAAUAGGCUGCACGUUUUUGAUAGCCAGAGUCUCUCAUUAACUUGAACUUUUGUUUUUGUUUUUUUUUUUUUUCCCAUCAAGAAAACCGACUGAUUUCAAAGUAUUUAGUAAUCAUGGUUCUUUGGAUGUGCAAGAAGAGAUUAUUUCAUAAAUAUAUGAGGAUUUCUUGCCCUCCACUGAAGGUUCUUUCUGUUAGUCGUGAUCUCCUGUGUCUCUUCAUGGUAUACAGGAGGCUGUAAAACGCUCAGAGCAAGUAAGCUAGAGAAAGGAGAGUAUUAUAACAACAUAAGGUAAUUUUUCUAAGUUUUGGGUAUUGUUUCUACUAUGUGUCAGAUAUUCAAAAACUAGAAAGUAGUUUUAAACUUAAAGGAAGUGUUUCUACUUCCCUCUCUGGUGGGAGUCUGUGUCCAGUGAGACAUGGCAGGGGCAGCACUCUGAGCCAGCUUGUAUUGCUGCUGUGGCACAGACUGCAGGUGAUAUGUUGGCAGCAAGUGAAGAUCUGCUUCAGUGUGCCUCAUUCAGAUCUCCUUCCUCUGCUCCACAUCAGGCAUGCAGCUCCUCUGGCCUUCGAGUCACCCUGUUGCAAUGCAAUAUGAGCUCUUCUCAGGCUUGUCCCAGUAUUUUUCAUUCUAUCUAUGGAUGUUUCCAACUGCACAGUUGUAAAAAACAACAAAACAAAAAAGUGAAAGAGAAGUGGCCUGAUAGAAAUAACCUUGCAGUAAGGAAAAAUAUUUGAGAGGCCUGGCCUGAUUCUUGUUUUCCAGUGUGAAAUAAGUGUCUUCAUUACUUUCAGCCCUUUUAUUUUAGCCCAAGAUACAGCCUAGGCAGUCAUUCCAUGUAUUUUUCCUUGCCUCUGGCAGAAGGCCCAGGGGCACCCAGCAGAGCAGUGUUGUACUCACAGGAGUAAGUACCAGUGUUUAGAGAGUAUGCUGGUUUUGUCACAUCACUUGGUGUAUACAAUGCGUGUGUUUGGUUUAUAAGUACAAAGAGCUUGUGAGCUGGUAUAUGUAAAUUGGAUGCUGUUGCCUGGGCCUCUGUAGCAAGAACAUUGCUGUUUAUAAUAAUCAUAGAAUCACGGAAUAAUUGGGGUUGGAAAGGACAUAAAGAUCAUCUAGUUCCAGCCCCCCUGCCAUGGGCAGGGACACUUCACACUAAAUCAUGUCACCCAAGGCUCUGUCCAACCUGGCCUUGAACACCUUUCUCCACAGAUUUUUCCCCAGGGCUGGGGUUAGUUGAAGAUGUCCCUGCUCAUUGCAGAGGGGUUGGACUAGAUGACCUUUGAAGGUCCCUUCCAACCCAAACCAUUCUAUGAUUCACCUGAGAUCAGAAUGUUUGCUGGGUACAGUGAUGGGCUCAGCCUUGCUUACUUGAGGCAGAGGGGCACUUUCAGUAGUUACCAGCCAAAGCAGGUUUUCUUGGUCUGCGGAAAGUCUGCCACAACCCUUUUGUGGCAAAAAUGGCAAAACAUAGCUGAAAAGCCUUUCUCCUGCCAAAGAUGUGGCCUGCUAAAACAGCGAGUCCAACAGGUUGUAGCAAAGGGUUAACCACAGCACAAAGCAACCUUACUCCGGGAACAGAGAAGGGUUGGAGUCAAGCUCUGGAGAUGGAGUUCCUGUGGGAGUGGCUUUGGUGUCAAGUGUUAGGCUUGAGUGGUGCUGAAGGGAUUUUGGACAAGCUCCAUGGACACUGUCCUAUUCCAAAUGCUGUUCAUUUCUGUUCCCUGGAUAGCCAUCUAUCCAGACAGAAAAUAGCAGGGGUGCUGGGGGUGUUUGUGACAAGCACUGAUUUUUUUUGGAGCGCUGCUGGAUACUUGCCACGCUGGAGACAUGUUAUUAAAUGUCAUUAGUGAAAAACACUGCAAAUGAAGAGCAGGUGCUCUGAGCAAUGAGCUAGCAGUUAGAGCAGCUUCUACACAUUGAUCCACAUUUAAUGUGAAAUGAGCUGUUUCUUUCAUCGAAGGUUUGGGGUGCUUUUUGUUUUGUCCCUAUCUGGUUGCCUGAUUGCAAAGAGAACAAAGUGGUUGGAGGCUUUUAUUUCUUCUAAGAGAGUAGUUAUCCUCUCAGAGGAAGGAUCCAUCCAUAACUUUGCAAAAUAGAAGAUGUUGGAACUAGAUGAUCUUAAGAUCCUUUCCAGUCAUAACCAUUCUAUGAUUCUACGAUUAGAUAAAGAUAUAUUGGUGAUUGCUAUUACUGUCUUUAUACAAUCACAGAAAAACUUGGAUUGGAAAGGACGUGUGGGUAUCAUCUAGCUUUGCCUUCUGCUCAAAGCAGGUCUAACUUUAGCAUUGCCUAUUGCAGUGAAGGGAUGUCUCCCAGUAUGGAAAUGGCAGUGCCUGAAAAAGGAUAUGACAGAAUUCAGCGUGCAGUGCAGUUUACCUAUGGAACCAUCUGACUGUACUGAAUUUGAACACCAGUAUUUAACAGGCACUUUGUGGAGGUACCAAGAAAUUCCAUGAAUAAAUCAGCUCAUAAAUAAAACUAAGAUAUGAGCCAUUUUGCUCUAAGCUUAAGUGAAUAAUAAUAUUGACAGGGUUUUCUUCUAGCUAGUCAAUAAGCCUCCUGCUGCCUAUAGCAGCUCUGCAACUAACUAGCUUUACACCUCAGGGACCAGCAUAGUUCUCUUGCCUAGCAGAGAGCUCCUUUCAACUUUUCUGAGGGCAAAGAGCAAAAUAUCCUAACAGCAGCAGCUGCCUAUCAGGGUUUUUACUGAAGGAUCAUUAGAGGUCUCUUGCACUUGAAUGAAACAAACCAGACUCUCAGUUUCCACUCUAGGUCCCUGUCUUGCUCUUGCAUCUGUUGUUUUCACAAAAGGAAUGGCACUUUUUAUUACAGACUGAACACUAAGGGUGACCUACUGAGCAAACCGUAACGAGUGUUUGCCCCUUUUCCUACCUUUCAGGGAUGGAUUCUGAACUCCACUGGAUCUGGUAAGAGUAUUUUCUUGCCUGAAGAGUGGUAUCUCUCUAGGUACAGGCACUGCAGCAGGGUGGGCUGUGGGUGCAGAAAGGAUGCUUCCACAGGGUCAGGGCAUCAGAUCACCUUUUCUGUCCCAGGUGGGUGUACUGUGGUCAAAGGCAUUGGGGUUUCUAGCUAAGGGAAAAGCACAAAACAGCAGAUAUCAGUAAAACUGGUUUAAUAUCAUUUUUUUCUUGAAUAAAUUCAGUUGGGCACUGCUGGUCCCAUUUGGUCACUUUCACAACAAGCUAAAUGUAUGGCAUAGUAACACUCUGGGUAUUGGCUCCGAAGCUGCUGUUCUCAAUGCAGAGAAUACCCAGUGAGUGUCUUCUUGACCCAGGAUAUGGAGUGCUUGGGCAGCAGCAUGUGUCAACUUUCUACAGACUUAAGUGCAAUUGCAUACAUUUGUUACAUAGUUAGCCUUAGGACUGUGUAUAAUUCUUGUGGUUUGAUGUUUAUGUUUGGUGUAAUCAGUAUCUAUAAUUCAUCUACUUAAUUUUAUAGAGGUGUCCAAUUUGCCUCUUUCUUAUUAAUGUUUGUUCAUCUUCAUCAACUCAAAGCCACAGUGGAGCAAGUAAGUCUGUACUGGAAAGAACGCUUAAAGGAUCUUUUAAUAAAGAAUUGGCUUCUUGACUUGUGUCACUA
Pezoporus occidentalis (night parrot) is the source of this 5697-nucleotide messenger RNA. RefSeq names its product protein phosphatase, Mg2+/Mn2+ dependent 1K (gene PPM1K). The transcript is spliced from 7 exons. Gene Ontology annotation, biological process: peptidyl-threonine dephosphorylation. Gene Ontology annotation, molecular function: protein serine/threonine phosphatase activity; cation binding. The record is from RefSeq and is a predicted model, not a curated record. NCBI's taxonomy places the organism in Eukaryota, Metazoa, Chordata, Aves, Psittaciformes, Psittacidae. The coding region runs from base 184 to 1302 and encodes 372 amino acids. Gene Ontology annotation, cellular component: nucleus; mitochondrion; cytosol.